CGCCCGGGAACCCCUGGCCUCCCCACCACGCUGCGGCCCAGCCCCCGCCGCAGAGCUACCCGCCUCCGCCGCCGGGACAGGCAUGGGCGUAUCAUUCAUGGCCUCAAAAUCAUGGAUACCCAGGGCUUGCCAAUGAGGACGAUUGGGCCACAAAGGCAAAGGAAUGGGCUUCUGCUAAAUCUGUUACAGAGAAUCACCAGAUUCAGCAGCACACCAUUCCAAGUAGAACAGAGGUUCACCAUUAUGGCCACAAUGAUCAGUAUCAGCAACCAGCUGGUCUGCCGACAGAACCUUUACACCCACCAAUUCCACAAUCAAGUAGCGAUCAGUUGAUGUUUCAAAUGUCAGGUCAACAGAGGGAAACAAACUAUUUGCACGAUAGAGGUCCAAUGGUGCCACCACCGAAGAAUUUUGGUCCAUUUCCAUCCACCUAUGAGCAGGAGGUACCUUAUAAUUAUUCUUCUGCUCAAGGUAAUGGGAAUGCUACUAUUCAAUAUCCAAGCCCACAAGCUCAGCCAUCUCUGAGUGCCUCGUCAGUUCAAGACGGAUUUCCUCGUGGGACUCCUGGUGUGCCUGGGCAUGGUGUACAGUCUUAUAGGAUGAUGGCUGAUCCCAGUGACCAACCAUUGGAGUUCAAUGACAGAAAAGCUCCUGAUAUGGCAGUACAUGAGACGAUAAAUAUCAGAUCUAGUGCUCCAACAGCAGUGUCUGAACAUGGCACAGUUCCAACAUCAACUCAAUCAUGGGGCCCAUCUGCUACAGUUGGCUAUUUUCAUCCAGCUGCAGUACCACCACAAGCAUCACAGAUGGAUCCUUCUUUGCAUGCUGGACCACUCUUUGGAGCUCUCUCUGGUUCGAACUAUAUUCCACCUGCAGCAUUUGGUGUUGGUAGUGUAACUGAAGCAUUCCCUACAGAUGCAAACACUCUUUUCAAUGUUGCAGAACGGUCAAAGAAACCUCCAGUACCGAACUGGCUUCGAGAAGAGCUUCUAAAGAAAAAAUCCACUCCAGUCAGUGCUUCAGUGCAGCAUUCGAUAAAUUAUGAUUCCAUGGAUUCUGAAGAUGCUGUGGAACCACCAAAAAGAGCUGACCAAACUGAUAGUAGAAGCAUUAGUUCAGCAAAAUCAAUCAUAGCUGAUGAAGCUGAUGAGGAUGAAGUUGAAGCGGCACGGACGGCAGCAAUCAACAAGGAAAUUAAACGCGUGUUGACAGAAGUUCUUCUAAAGGUUACUGAUGAUCUUUUUAACGAGAUCGCAACCAAAGUUAUGAAUGAAGAUGAUUCAUCAGCUGAAACAAAUGAGACCACUGGCGUCUCUAGCUCAAAGGACCUUGGUCUGGGAGAAGCAAAAGUCAAGACCACAGCUAAAGUUGUAGUCCCUGCUAAGCCAAACAAUGUUAGCUCUACUGGUCAUUCUGAUGGUAAUGGGCUAAGUUCUCCUAAAGGUGCUCUUCUUGGUCUUGCUAGUUAUGAUUCAGAUGACGAGGAUGAUGAGGGUGACGGUGAUGGUAAGGAUUUAAUUUCAAAUUUAUCAUCUGAAAUUAAAGUUGGUGCAGCUCAUCCUAAAGAAAGUGAGAACGUUGAUGGCGAACUGCACAAUAAUAGUAACAGAAGUAUUGCUUCAGUCCAAAGUGUUCCAUCUGGAGAUGAUCAUAAAUCCAGUGACAGAAGAUCUCAGAGUUGGCCAACUGCAGAAUCUGAACGAGAGCCAAGUAUUCAUGACACACAGAAUGGAGAAGCCAAAACUUCUAUUCAGCCAAUUGGUGUGAUUCAUAAAACGAAUGAGAAGGUACAUGGACAUGCAGAGGUGGAUUUCCAAAAUGGAAAAACCUCUUCCGGCCAUCAUACUGAAAGUAAUAAUAAUAAUGCGGAGAGCACUCACAGGCAUUUUGAAAGGAACGGUCAUGAGAAAGAUCUUAAAGAGGCGAAGGUUGUCAAUGGAAAAGACUCUGAGCCUUCUAGAACUGACAAGUUUAGAGAUGGUGACAAGCAUAGCAUGCCUGAAAAUAUUGAUAAAAAAGGCACCUACAAAGAGGAAAAGGGUUCUGGCAGGUAUGCAAAACAUGGAUUGGAUAGAUGGGAUGAUGCCAAAAGAGAUCGAAAGGACCUUCCAAAGGAUGCAAGAGAGAGAAAGAGGGAUUCUGCUGAUAGAAGAGACAUAGGAAAAGAUGGGAAUGACGAUAGAUCAAGGCAAAUUACUAAGAGCUCAGCUAGCCACAGCAGCAGAAGGUCACGGUCACGGUCACCAAGUGGGAGAAGCCGUGCUAGGAAUGAGAGUUCUUCACGUGUUCGAGGGAGUGUUUCAAGCGACGAGCCUUCUGAUAAUGCAAAAAGGAGAAAGAGUCAUUCUCGUAAAAACAGCAUGUCUCCCUCACCUCCAAAAUCUAGGAGCAGACGAGUUUCGCGGUCUCCACAUAGCAAGCAUUCUCACCGCAGGCAUUCACCUUAUUCAUCUGCUGAAAGGAAGAAGCGGUCCAGAUCUAGAACUCCGGUCAAGAGGAGGUAGAAGAAGCUAGGUGGUUUUGUUUGUUUCCACUAGGGAUGCUUGCCCUUUGCCCUUCCGAUGAGGAAACAACAUUUGCACGCCCACGAAACAAGAUGCUGGAUCUAGCCUCCAACAGAGGAGACGACUCGACGACUCACGUGAUGGAUGUUGUUCGAAGGAUGAUGCACGGUGCCCAGCGGAAGAUAUGUCCGGUUUGCCAAUAUUAGGAUAUGUAAUGUUUUGUACAAGCAGGGGACUUCAUAAUUUGUAGCUCUAGCGUCCCUUUAACUAUUUUAUUACUUGUAUUUUCUCUUGAGGACAUUUAGUACUAGUAUGCAAGGAGAGGAGACUGGCCGAGUUUCGUUGGGACAUGCUGCGAUGUAAUUUUGUAUUGUUAUAUAUGCUCAUCGCCUAUCCCUGAAUCAUAAUUAGGUCGGGAAAGUGUGUCGCAGGCCUCCACAUGUAAUUUGUAUUAUCCUAUGGAUGGACAUGCUGGAAUUUAUUUAGCAUUCAUUUGCAGAAA
Triticum dicoccoides is the source of this 3006-nucleotide messenger RNA. Its product is annotated as cylicin-1-like. The transcript is spliced from 14 exons. Lineage: Eukaryota; Viridiplantae; Streptophyta; Magnoliopsida; Poales; Poaceae. The record is from RefSeq and is a predicted model, not a curated record. Bases 333 to 2504 code for a protein of 723 amino acids.